AUGAGAGAAGUUCUGAACGAAGGCCACCUUCUUGGUAGUAUUCAGAAUCUUCGUGUGGCUAUAGACACCGAUGGUGUUGACUGUUGUGUUUGCCAGAAUGUAAUCUACCCUGGGGAGGAGGUGUUAUGCUCUGUUCAUGGUUGCAAAGGAGUUUAUCACUUAACAUGUGCAAAAGAAAGGCUUGGGUUUUCAUCUAUGGGACAAUUCAAGUGCCCUCAACAUGCAUGCUAUCUAUGCAAACAAAAGUUCCAUCUAUGGCGGUGUGCAAGAUGCAAAUUAGCAUCACAUGAUAAGUGUGCAGCAUUCCCGGAGCAUGUGAUCUAUUUUCAUGACCAACCAGGGCGAGUUGUUUGUUGGAAACAUCCUACUGAUUGGCGUUUUCAGAAGAAGCGUGCAGUUCGAUCGAAUGAGAUUGAGGGAAUCUUUUCUCGGUUGCCUCUACCAUAUGUUGAGGAGGAGUUCAAGAUUGACAUAACAUGGAAAGACAUGAUGGAGAAUAAGUUGGAGCCACCUCCAUAUGUGCACAUCAGGCGCAAUAUUUACCUUGUCAAGAGAAAGCGUGAUGAUGUUGAUGCUGGUAUUGGAUGCACGAAUUGCAGUUCUUCCAUGUGCUCUGAGGAUUGUGUUUGCAGGGUUCAGUGUAUUAGCUGCUCAAAGGCUUGCCAUUGCUCGGAAUUGUGUGCAAACAGACCGUUUCGGAAAGAGAAAAAGAUUAGAAUUGUCAAGACUGAACUUUGUGGCUGGGGUGUAGAAGCAGCUGAAUCAAUCAAGAAAGGCGAUUUUGUGACCGAGUAUAUUGGUGAAGUUAUUGAUGAUGCCAUGUGUGAACAAAGGCUGUGGGACAUGAAGUACAAAGGCGUUAAAAACUUUUACAUGUGCGAGAUUCGAAAAGACUUCACAAUUGAUGCCACUUUCAAGGGAAAUUCUUCACGUUUUUUAAACCACAGUUGUUAUCCUAACUGUAAAUUGGAAAAAUGGCAAGUUGAGGGGGAGACACGUGUUGGUGUCUUUGCUGCACGACCUAUUGAAAUAGGAGAACCAUUGACGUAUGAUUAUAGAUUUGUGCAAUUCGGGCCAGAGGUUAAGUGCCAUUGUGGUGCUCCAAAUUGUCAGGGCUAUCUUGGGAUCAAAAGAAAGGCUGGGAAAGUGGACCUGGGCUGGGGUUCAAAACGCAAGAGAACUUCAAGUACUUGCUUGACAAUCAUUAAACUGUGA
This is a messenger RNA of Ilex paraguariensis (yerba mate), 1215 nucleotides long. Lineage: Eukaryota; Viridiplantae; Streptophyta; Magnoliopsida; Aquifoliales; Aquifoliaceae. The record is from the annotation of a GenBank genome assembly.